AUGGGCGACGUCGAGUCCGCCACGGUGAAGCUCGCGGAGCUGCUGCGACACCCAGAGGACCUCGACAAGAUACCUGCGCUGAAAGCCGAAUUUAUGCGCAAGAAGGCGGCUGUAGACGGACAACUACGCCAUGGGUUGAAAGAGCAGCUUGAGCUGACCCAGUCGGGUAUGAGCAGCAUCACCGAGGGCCAGCGCACCGUCAACCUGAUCAAGGAGGGCAAGUAG
This is a messenger RNA of Alternaria viburni, 225 nucleotides long. RefSeq lists its product as uncharacterized. The record is from RefSeq and is a predicted model, not a curated record. Lineage: Eukaryota; Fungi; Ascomycota; Dothideomycetes; Pleosporales; Pleosporaceae. Bases 1 to 225 code for a protein of 74 amino acids. The transcript has a single exon.